Messenger RNA from Paramecium sonneborni, 348 nucleotides. NCBI's taxonomy places the organism in Eukaryota, Ciliophora, Oligohymenophorea, Peniculida, Parameciidae. The record is from the annotation of a GenBank genome assembly.
AUGUAUGUGAAGGAGAAAAAUUAAUUAUUGGUUAAAAUUUUUUAAAGAAAACAUUAGGGAUAUUAAGAAGAUGAAAAAUUAACCACUCAUCCUUUUUAUUAUUAAAUUAAUAAAACUGAUUAUGCCUAAAAUUUAUUUGAUGGUAUUACAUUUGUAAAAGGUGCUGUUUUAAUAUAAUAAAGGUAUUAUUACUAUGAGCAGAGAAGUUUUUUUACUAAAAAAAGACUUUGUUUUGAAAACAUGCUUAUGGAAAUAAAAAAUGAAAUCUGGAUUAAUAUUCUAUCAUAUACCACAGAAAAGAAUGAUAUUAAUGAUAAAAGAAUAUAGGCAUACAAGACAUUUAAAUGA